Panonychus citri (citrus red mite) is the source of this 2110-nucleotide messenger RNA. RefSeq names its product methylcrotonoyl-CoA carboxylase beta chain, mitochondrial-like (gene Mccc2). The coding region runs from base 223 to 1923 and encodes 566 amino acids. Gene Ontology annotation, biological process: L-leucine catabolic process. Gene Ontology annotation, cellular component: mitochondrion; methylcrotonoyl-CoA carboxylase complex. The transcript has 2 exons. Gene Ontology annotation, molecular function: methylcrotonoyl-CoA carboxylase activity. NCBI's taxonomy places the organism in Eukaryota, Metazoa, Arthropoda, Arachnida, Trombidiformes, Tetranychidae. The record is from RefSeq and is a predicted model, not a curated record.
UAAUUAGUUGAUCAAUUAUUGAUAAUUAAGAGAGGAUAUGAUUGAUAAAAGGUUUUCUCUUAACUCAUCAUCAUCAUCAUCAUCAUCUAAUCUUCUGAUUGAUGAGAUAUUAAUGAUAAAAGAUGGAUUGAGACCAGAAAAUAGUCAAUUGGUUGAUAGUUUUGUUUUUCACUUUAAUUUAUAUUCCAUUGAUUUAGUUUACAAGAUUCCAAGUUGAUUGUGAUGUUAUCUAAUAGUGUUAAUAAACUCCUUUGGAGAUGGUCAAGUGUUUCGAGGUGUUUUAUUCACACUGACAAUUUACCGAUCAUCGAGACUUCGGUCGAUAGGUCAUCCGAUCAUUUUAAGGAAAAUUAUGAUCAAUUGUUGAAUGUUACAGUUAAAUUGCGAUCGGUUUUACAGAAAAUCUCUCAAGGUGGAGGAGAAAAGGCUUCAGCUCGUCAUACAUCCAAGGGCAAACUUUUGGUUCGCCAGCGGAUAAAUGAGCUUCUCGAUGUUGGCUCACCGUUUUUAGAGUUAUCACCUUUAGCUGGUUAUCAGGUUUAUCCUGGUGAAGAUGUUCCCUCGGCUGGUAUUGUAACGGGAAUCGGGCAAAUUAAUGGUGUUGAUUGUAUGAUUGCUGCAAACGAUGCUACGGUUAAGGCUGGUACUUAUUACCCGGAGACAGUAAAGAAACAUUUAAGAGCUCAACAAAUUGCAUUGGAAAAUAGGUUAACCUGUAUUUACCUUGUUGAUUCAGGUGGAGCUAAUUUACCUCAUCAGGCGGAAAUUUUUCCCGAUGUUAAUCAUUUUGGAAGAAUUUUCUACAAUCAGGCAAACAUGUCAGCAAUUGGGAUACCACAAAUUGCUGUUGUCAUGGGAAGUUGUACUGCUGGAGGUGCCUAUGUACCCGCCAUGUCCGAUGAAAAUAUAAUCGUCCAUAAACAAGGAACCAUUUUCCUCGCGGGUCCACCGUUAGUUAAAGCGGCGACCGGUGAAAUUAUCUCAGCUGAAGACUUGGGUGGUGCUAAUUUACAUUGUAAAACCUCUGGUGUUACUGAUUAUCUCGCCAAAGAUGAUCAUCAUGCUCUUCACCUUGCACGUAAAGUUGUUUCCAAUUUAAAUGUCAAACGAAGGGGUUGGUCUGAUGAGUUCGAACCAGUUGAAGGGCCAUUCGAGGAGCCAUUGUAUCCAUUAGAUGAUCUCUAUGGUAUUGUUGGUGAAAAUUUAAAGAGACCUUUCGAAGUUCGUGAGGUUAUAGCUCGUAUUGUUGAUGGAAGUCGAUUCGAUGAAUUUAAAGCUCUUUAUGGUGAUACACUUGUUACGGGAAUCGGUCGGAUUUAUGGUAAAAAGAUUGGAAUCGUCGCCAAUAAUGGAGUCCUUUUUUCGCAAGCAGCACUUAAAGGUGCUCAUUUUAUUCAAUUAUGUAGUAAACGAGGUAUUCCACUUUUGUUUCUUCAAAAUAUCACCGGUUUCAUGGUUGGAAAAGACGCCGAAUCCGGGGGAAUAGCUAAAGAUGGAGCUAAAUUGGUGACCGCCGUUUCAUGUGCCAAAGUACCAAAGUUUACCAUUCUUAUUGGUGGUUCAUAUGGAGCUGGAAAUUAUGGUAUGUGUGGACGUGCCUACAGUCCGAGGUUCUUAUUUACAUGGCCGAACUCACGUAUUUCCGUUAUGGGUGGUGAACAAGCUGCCGGUGUAUUGGCCACACUUGCCGCCGAUCAAAAAAGUCGAGAAGGUAAACAAUUAUCUCCAGAACAGGAAAAGGCGAUUAAAGAUCCAAUUAUUGCAAAAUUUGAGGCUGAAGGUUCACCGUACUAUUCAAGUGCACGAUUAUGGGACGAUGGAGUCAUUGAUCCAGUUGACACUCGACGGGUUUUAGGUCUCUGUCUUCAAGCCUCUUCCAAUGCUCCAAUCGAAAGGACAGAUUUCGGUAUUUUCAGGAUGUAAAAUUUUUGGACAAUUUAAAGUACAAAAAUCAACUUUUUUUCUUCAUCUUCAAACAUAUUCUUUCAUCGCGAUUCUGGUCACAAUUUACAAGUUUCUAAAAUUAAGUUAAUCAAUUUAUUCUUAUCAUCAAAGAUGCGUGUUUGUAAUUGAAAAAUUGUUGCAAUUAAAUUUGUUUAUUUAACGAAAA